AUGGCCCCUCCACAGCCUCUGGCGUCCCCAACGAAGAUACCCCUGCUGCAAGAGAAGGCUCUUGACACGCCAGCUACGAAUUUCAGCGACAAAAGCCCUCCGCCUACUCCUGGCCCACAACAUGCACACAAGAAGAACAUGGAUGGCGCCCUAACCUCCCUGCUCUGGGGAGCAUUUGGACCAUGCAUCCCGGUCAUGGUUGUAUGCAGCGUUUUGUUGACCGCAAUUCUGUACAAUCGCAUUCCGGACAGCUACGUCUUCGACCCAUCCAAGCAGACCAAGAUCUCGAACGAUCCUUUGAGCGCCCUCCAUGGCGUUCAAGCGAUUGAGAACAACGGUGGCAGCAAAGCGUACUAUCUUUAUGAGAAGGGCAUCACUAACCCUGCCGUCUUACACACGAUCUCUUCCUGGACCGCGAAAAUUCUUCCUUUCGUGACCGGAGCCAGCAUGGCGUUGGUGGCCUUCCUGGCCGGCCAGCGCAUUAUCAAGGCAACAUCGACCAAGUCAGAAAGACUCCCGAGCCCACAUCAGGUUUCGAUUCUGAUAAAUUUGCUCAACGGUGGAGGAGCACGGCCACUGCUUGAUACCCUCAAGUACCGUUGGCAGAACCAUGAGGACUUGGUACAGCCAGUUCCCUUGGCCUUCUGGAGCCUCCUAUUCAUCGUGGCCAUGACAUUUGUGAUUGGAAUUGUGGAUAGUUGGUUUGGUACCGCCACGAAAGCCAUCAACAUCGCUCUCGUCAUCCCGAGUGCAGCCACAGCCUUUUCUUUCGGCCGAAGUCUAGACCCGGAGCGGUGCGCCACAGAAUCCUGGCAGAGUAGUAGCUGCCCAUCGAACCUCAACGCGCAAUGUCUUUACCCAUGCAGCAUGACGAGCUGGAAGGUCUCUGGCUAUGAACGAGAAGGCCUUUAUCAUGCGCAAGAGGCAGCAGAGACUCUGAUGCAGAACUCUCGGACCAAUACCAUUUUGAAUGUCACGGUUGAUGAUGGAUCCAACUACUAUUUCCUUGCGGACCUUCGCCGAGGGAUGAAACUUGAUUUUGUUGCGCCAACGCUCGCCAUCAAGACCGAGUGCCAAGUUGUGACGGAUACCUGUGAAACCCACCCUGAAGGCGGCUUCACAUGCGGCACGUACAGUGCGCCGUCCUUUUCAUUUUCCGGCCAGGUCGGAAUGGCUGUCGAGAAUGCGACCGCGGCACCCGACGAGGCAAUGGUCGGCAUCCAGUUCUUCAACGACUCGGCAUGGACACAACCAGUCGGACUGGGAAGCAGCGCCACGGAUCUAUUCGCCUCUACUAACCCUGUUCAUUUCCUUUCCUGGAGCAAGGGCUUCCCUCCCGUGGACACCUACGCGGACGAGUUUGGAUACAUGCGCAACCACAGUUUCUUGAAGAACGACACCAACGGGGACACAGUCUUCAUCCUGUCCUGCGCCGCGACCAUCUACGAGGCCGAGUACUACUGGAUGAACGGAAGCGUGGUGCCCUCUGAACUUAAAGCAUACGAACUGGCACCCGACUACUACGGUGCAGUCUACAGCGCCGCCUUUGCCACGAACAGCCCCCUCUCGCACCUGGCCCUUCAAGACGCCGCCGCACUAGCCGCCUACCAGCUCCGACCGGAGGGGCUUGCCAAGGUCUUCGCCAACCUCUUCUCCAAAGCGGCCGUGGCGUUCUCCGCCGGUAUCUCUGUGCCAGUCCAGAACGACCGAGAGUGGACGCGCGAGAACACCUACCUCGCCACACGGGUGCCGCUACUACCGCUGUACACCCUGAUCGCGCUCAAGGGGUUCUACGCCUUCUUCGCCCUGGCUCUCGCCCUGCUCGCCGUCUUCAAGACCCGGCCGUCAGAAGCCCACGAAGUGAAAGAGAGGUUGACCGUCGAUGGCCUCGCCGCGGGCUUCUUCGAACCCAACGCCGCGCACGAAAAGGCUGUCAAACAAGUCUCCGACCUCUUCCAUGAACAUCAAACGCCCGAAAAGAGCGACGCCACGCAGAAGAUCGGCCUCCUGCAUACCGACCAGGGCGGCUGGCUUUGGGUGACGGUUGCGCGUCAGGCCUUUGAAGGCCUCGGGCUCGCAGAGGUCAUCACCACGGCGGCGGACCAGGCUGCCGACGCUGCUGCAGGCAAGCAGGGAAGUGCCGGUCGAGUGGGCGAGGGGUAUAAAUUGAUCAAGGACAUUCUUUAG
Molecule: messenger RNA, 2187 nt
Organism: Cladophialophora yegresii CBS 114405
Lineage: Eukaryota; Fungi; Ascomycota; Eurotiomycetes; Chaetothyriales; Herpotrichiellaceae
Exons: 3
Coding region: 1-2187 (728 amino acids)
Source: RefSeq, a predicted model, not a curated record